AUGAGGUCUUCCGUAUCCGCUGCGUUGGCCACGAUAGUGGCUGGCGCAUUGGCUCAAAACAACAUGAGCUACUACGACUACACCGUCGAAGGCAAUCCUCAGCUCGACUCAAGGACUCUCGCAACGAUCCCUCUUGGGUUCCCAAGCUGUACAGAUUCGCCAUUGGCAGACACGCUGGUCUGCAACAAAUCCGCCAGCGCUUGGGACCGAGCUGCGGCCUUGAUCUCCAUGUUCACAAUGGAAGAGCUUGUCAACAACACCGUGAACACAGCUCCUGGUGUUCCCAGACUCGGCCUGCCACCGUACCAAGUCUGGAAUGAAGCUCUUCACGGCUUGAGUCACUUCUAUCAGCCAGAUGAGGGCGACUUCAUCUGGGUUACGGCGUUCCCUCAGCCCAUCACAUCAAUGGCGUCCAUGAACCGCAGUCUGAUCCACCAGAUCGGUUCCAUCAUUUCCACGCAAGGUCGCGCGGCCAAUAAUGCCGGUCUUUACGGCCUCGAUGUCUACUCACCCAACAUCAACGGCUUCAGAGCUCCUGUCUGGGGACGUGGCCAAGAGACCCCUGGCGAAGAUGCAUACUUCCUGACUUCGCUGUACGCUUAUGAGUACAUCACUGCCAUGCAAGGCGGUGUUGGCCCUGCGGUACCAAAGCUCGUCACCGUUGCUAAGCACUUUGCCGGCUACGAUAUCGAGACGUGGCGCAAUCACAGCCGUCUUGGUAACGAUGUGAACAUCACUGAACAAGACUUGGCCAGCUACUACACUCCGCAAUUCCGCACUGCCAUUUUGCAAGCCAAGGCCAAGGGCUUGAUGUGCUCUUACAAUGCUGUCAACGGCGAGGCAAGCUGUGGCAGCUCUUUCUUCCUCCAGACUUUGCUCCGCGAGACCUGGGGCUUCGGUGAUGGCUUCGUGUCCGGAGACUGUGGUGCUGUGUAUGGCGUGUUCAACCCGCAUCAUAACGCUGCUACUCGUGUUGGUGGCUCGGCUGCUGCACUGCUUGCUGGCACAGACAUUGACUGCGGAACUGAGUUUGCGUAUUACCUCGAGGAGGCUUUCACCCAGGGUAACGUAUCACGCAAUGACAUUGAGAAGGCUCUUACUCGUCUCUACUCUGGACUCGUACAGCAGGGGUACUUUGACGGUAAUGGCAGCAUGUACCGUGACCUGACCUGGGAUGAUGUCGUCAAGACAGACUCCUGGAACAUCUCGUACGAGGCUGCUGUUGAGGGCAUUGUGUUGCUCAAGAACGAUGGUACCCUUCCUUUGCACAACAACUCGAGCGUUGCCCUCAUUGGUCCGUACGCAAACGCAACAGAGCAGAUGCUGGGAAACUAUUUUACCACCCCACCUUACAUUAUCAGCCCGCUGGCAGCAUUCGAGGCUUCUGGCAGGACGAUUAACUACGCUCUCGGCACUGGUAUCUCGAGCAAUAACGAGACAUUCUUCGACGAAGCGCUUGAGGCAGCUCGCAAGUCUGAUGUGAUCAUUUUCGCUGGUGGUAUCGACAAUACUGUCGAGUCCGAGGCCUUGGACCGAGAGAACAUCACCUGGCCAGGCAACCAGCUUGACCUGGUCGAUCGAUUGAGCAAAUUGGGUAAGCCUGUCGUUGUGCUCCAGAUGGGUGGCGGUCAAGUCGACAGCACCGCGCUCAAGGGGAAUAAAAAUGUCAACUCUCUUAUCUGGGGCGGAUAUCCAGGCCAGAGCGGUGGCCAAGCUCUUUACGAUCUCAUCUCCGGUAAGCGCGCACCCGCUGGACGUCUCGUGACAACGCAAUACCCAGCCUCCUACGCCGACGACUUCUAUCAGCUCGACAUGGACCUUCGCCCCUCUGGUGACAACCCCGGCCAAACAUACAUGUGGUACACCGGCGAGCCAGUCUACGCCUUCGGCCAUGGCCUCUUUUACACUACCUUCGAAGAAAACCUUGCCAUGAACGCUUCCACUGGCGCCAGCAUCAACAUCACCGACUUCUUCAUUCAGCCGCACAGCGGCUACGAGUUUGUUGAGCAGAAACCACUUCUCAGUUUCCAGGCCAAGGUCUCGAACACCGGCGACGUUGCUUCGGACUACUCUGCCAUGCUCUUCGCGUCGACUACCAGCGGUCCAACUCCGCGUCCCAUCAAGUGGCUCGUGGGCAUCACCCGUGAGGCUGAGAUCGCUCCUGGCGGAGCCUGCACCGUCAAAUUCGACAUCCCAGUGGGCGCUCUUGCUCGUGCGGCAGAAAACGGUGACCUCAUCGUUUACCCUGGCGACUACUCACUUGCGCUCAACAAUGAGCGUUCCGUGGUGAUGAACUUCACCCUGACUGGCGAUGCGAUCACGAUCGCACACUGGCCUUCUAAGAUUGAGACCGGAGGAGCUUGA
Molecule: messenger RNA, 2364 nt
Organism: Paraphaeosphaeria sporulosa
Lineage: Eukaryota; Fungi; Ascomycota; Dothideomycetes; Pleosporales; Didymosphaeriaceae
Product: putative exo-1,4-beta-xylosidase xlnD
Exons: 1
Coding region: 1-2364 (787 amino acids)
Biological process (GO): xylan catabolic process; arabinan catabolic process
Cellular component (GO): plant-type cell wall
Molecular function (GO): xylan 1,4-beta-xylosidase activity; alpha-L-arabinofuranosidase activity
Source: RefSeq, a predicted model, not a curated record